GGGGACCGCCAGCCGCGAGGACCCACCCGGUCGGAGGAGCAGCCGGAGUGCCGAGCCCGGAGCCCGAGCGAGCGAGCGAGCGAGCGCCUAGCCCGGAGGAUCGAUGUCCAUGAGGAGCCCUGGCUCUGCCCAGCUGGCCCUGGACGGUGCUGGCACCAUGGUGAACUGUACUGUCAAGCCAGAGGGGAAAAAGGAUGCCUGUCCCGAGACAUCUCCAGGCCCAGCCACAGCUGCUGCUGCUGCCACAUCAGAAGCCCAGCCAGGAGACUCUGCCCAGGUGGCCCUGGAGGGCUCUGACCCUCAGGCUGCAGCCCAGGAUUGCAGCUCCCCAGAGAACAACGGGUCUCCAGAACCCAAGAGACCAGGAAGGUCUGACGUGGCUUCCGGAAGCCAGGACAAGUUGGACUUCAACCGGAAUUUGAAAGAAGUGGUACCAGCCAUUGAGAAGCUGCUGUCCAGUGACUGGAAGGAGAGGUUUCUGGGAAGGAGUGCUAUGGAGACCAAAGACAUCAAAGGGACUCAGGAGAGCCUGGCAGAGAAGGAGCUGCAGCUUCUGGUCAUGAUUCACCAGCUGUCCACCCUGCGGGACCAGCUUCUAGCUGCCCACUCAGAGCAGAAGAACAUGGCGGCCAUGUUGUUUGAGAAGCAGCAACAGCAGAUGGAGCUGGCCCGGCAGCAGCAGGAGCAGAUCGCGAAGCAGCAGCAACAGCUCAUUCAGCAGCAACAUAAGAUCAACCUCCUGCAGCAGCAGAUCCAGCAGGUCAACAUGCCUUAUGUCAUGAUCCCGGCCUUCCCCCCCAGCCACCAACCUCUGUCUGUCCCCGCCGAAUCCCAGCUGGCCUUGCCCAUUCAGCCCAUCCCCUGUAAGCCAGUGGAGUACCCGCUGCAGCUGUUGCACAGCCCGCCUGCGUCUGUCGUGAAGCGGCCCGGGGCUGUGGGUGCCCAUCACUCCCUGCAGGAGCCCCCCCAACCCCUGAACCUCACAGCCAAGCCCAAGGCCCCUGAACUGCCCAGCACUACCAGCUCUCCCAGCUUGAAGAUGAGCAGCUGUGGGCCUCGCCCUCCCAGCCAUGGGGCCCCCACGAGGGACCUGCAGUCCAGCCCCCCCAGCCUGCCUUUGGGUUUUCUUGGCGAAGGGGAUGCAGUGACCAAAGCUAUCCAGGACGCCCGGCAGCUGCUGCACAGCCACAGUGGGGCUGUGGAAAACCCACCGAGCACCCCUUUCCGCAAGGACCUCAUCAGUCUGGACACAUCCCCAGCCAAGGAGCGACUGGAGGAGAGCUGUGGACACCCCCUGGAGGAGGCCAUGCUGGGCUGUGACAUGGACGGCUCCCGCCACUUCCCUGAGUCCCGGAACAGCAGUCACAUCAAGAGACCCAUGAACGCCUUCAUGGUGUGGGCCAAGGAUGAGCGCAGGAAGAUUCUGCAGGCCUUCCCCGACAUGCACAACUCCAGCAUCAGCAAGAUUCUCGGCUCCCGCUGGAAGUCCAUGAGCAACCAGGAGAAGCAGCCGUACUAUGAGGAGCAGGCGCGACUGAGCAGGCAGCACCUGGAGAAGUACCCGGACUACAAGUACAAGCCGAGGCCCAAGCGCACCUGCAUUGUGGAGGGCAAGCGACUGCGGGUGGGCGAGUACAAGGCCCUGAUGAGAACCCGGCGCCAGGAUGCACGCCAGAGCUACGCCACCCCUUCACAAGCCGGCCAGGUGCCCAUGAGUGCCUCGGAGGUCCUAUACCCACGAGUGGCAGGUGUGCCCCUGGCUCAGCCCCUGGUGGAGCAUUAUGUGCCCCGGAGCCUGGACCCCAACAUGCCCGUCAUCGUCAACACCUGCAGCCUGCGGGAGGAGGGCGAGGCCGCUGAGGACAGGCACUCAGUGGCUGAUGGCGAGAUGUACCGGUACAGCGAGGACGAGGAUUCUGAGGGCGAGGAGAAGAGUGACGGAGAGCUGGUGGUGCUCACAGACUGACCUGGCCUGGAGCGCAGGCGCCAUACAGCUCUGCCCUUGUACAGACUCCAGGGGGGCGCUGAGGGGCCAGGCCUGGGCUCCCCAAGCGCUUUGCUUCCAUUCAGCCCUGUGGGACCAGCCCUGCACCCACUGUCCUGGCCUACACUGGGAUCCGUGUCCUUGCUGCAGGGGUCUCAGGGGACCCUCACUGUCUGUCCUGUGUGCGAGUUUGGUGUUUCUCUCUUCCUCCUCACACGAGGUAUUUAUUAAGCCCCUGUUCCAAGGCGGCGGGCUGUCGGGUGCCCAUUUCUGCCCUUGGGGGCCUCUCUGUGCUUCUCUUUGCCCCACAUGGCUACUACCUCUGUCAGUCUGAGUGUCUCAGGUUUGUGUCCUGUGCGUUCCUAUCCUUGGCCUUACAGGCCACUGUCCUCUCGUUAGUGCAUCCUUGCCCUGGGAUGGCACUGGCGCUCUGGGUCUCCGGCAGCCCCUGCGUGGCAACCAGCCCCCUGCCUCCCCACCCCUGCUUCCCACAGAGCCAUUUUUAGCUCCCAGCAGCCUAGGAAAGAGCUUGGCCUCCUGCGGCUGGAUCCUGGGCCAGCUCCCAACCUGAGUGCGGGGUGAAGGCUGGUUUGUGAAUGACUAGGCCUGGAGAGCAGGGCUCAGGACUGUAGGGUCCUCCCGUUCUUGGGAAAGAGUGGGGAGAAAGUCAUGUCCCAGGGGUACCUGACUCCAAAAGUCCAGGUGGGAGGGGGAACCCCAAGUCCCUCAGGCAGAUGUGGAGUCUCCUCUGCCUACCCCCUAUCUUCCCCCCUCACCAAAGCCCGACUUCUCCAGGCUGUUUCUUUUUUUAUGACUGUAAACAUAGAUAGUGCUUUAUUUUGUUAAUAAGAAGAUAAUGAUGAGUAACUUAACCAGACAUUUCUCCUGUUUACACUGGGGGAGUUUUGUUUUCUGUUGGCAUAAUAAAGAGACCGUUUCAGAA
Suncus etruscus (white-toothed pygmy shrew) is the source of this 2927-nucleotide messenger RNA. RefSeq names its product SRY-box transcription factor 13 (gene SOX13). Lineage: Eukaryota; Metazoa; Chordata; Mammalia; Eulipotyphla; Soricidae. The transcript is spliced from 14 exons. The record is from RefSeq and is a predicted model, not a curated record. Gene Ontology annotation, molecular function: DNA-binding transcription factor activity, RNA polymerase II-specific; RNA polymerase II cis-regulatory region sequence-specific DNA binding. Gene Ontology annotation, cellular component: nucleus. Gene Ontology annotation, biological process: regulation of transcription by RNA polymerase II; cell fate commitment. Bases 104 to 1966 code for a protein of 620 amino acids.